ACAUAGCUACUCCAUUCAAGUUAUUUGUUUCUAUUUAUCUCCUUACGUCUUCUGCAAGUAAUUAACAAUGUCUGAAGCAAAUAUUGUAAGAAGACAUGUACUUCUGGAGGAGAACAAAGUUGUAAAAGAGAGAGAGAAGACGAACAGUAGCUCUAAACUCCUCAAGAGAAUUUACCCAAUUGGCCUUCAUAAGAGCACUUCAUCUCUAUCCCUGUCCUCUUCUUUGUCAUUCUCCUUGUCGGAGACCUCGUAUGAUUCUUUUCUCACUGAUUCUAACUUCCCACUGGAUCAGAAGAUUUCCGCGGCUUUCCGCUUCUUUGCACAACCACCUCCAAGAAGAGAGUAUAAUUCUCCAGUGGCUAAACUUGCCCAGCAGCAGAUUAGUCUGGCUCAGGAUGCUAAUGAUGGGGAGUUGAGGAGAUGCAAUUGGAUAACAAAGAAUAGUGAUAAAGUUUAUCUAGUGUUUCACGACGAAUGCUGGGGAGUUCCAGCAUACGAUGACAAUCAAUUGUUUGAGCUGCUUGCACUGUCUGGUAUGUUGAUGGACCACAAUUGGACUGAAAUUGUGAAAAGAAGGGAGCUUUUCAGGGAAGCGUUUUCUGGAUUUGAUCCGAACAAAGUUGCGAAAAUGGGGGAGAAGGAGAUUGCAGAAAUAACCUCCAACAAAGAAAUAAUGCUGGUAGACUGCAAAGUGAGGUGCAUUAUAGACAAUGCCAAAUGCAUAUUGAAGAUUGUAAGGGAGUUUGGAUCUUUCAGCAGCUACGUGUGGAGUUCUGUGAAUCACAAACCGGUCAUAAACCGAUUCAGAUACCCGAGAAACGUUCCUCUGAGGACCCCGAAAGCAGAAUCCAUGAGCAAGGAUUUGAUCCAGAGAGGAUUUCGGUACGUUGGACCCGUGAUUGUGUACUCGUUCAUGCAGGCUGCAGGGCUGACAAAUGAUCAUCUGGUGGAUUGUUAUAGGUACAGUGAAUGUGUAAACCUUGCAGAAAGACCUUGGAGACAUAUCUAAUUAAGUCUACUUAUUUAACCUUAUCUGAAUUAAGUACCAAGAGCAAUAUAUAUAUAUAUAUAUAUACACACACACACACACACUUUAAAUGCUUUUUCAAUGUAAUAAAUCAAUUAUUUGAAUUAUGUAUUAUAAUUACAGCUCUAUUUUUUACGUUCUGUUUUUUUCCUUGGUAUAAGCGUAUAAAUUGAGAUUGACCCAAAAAA
This is a messenger RNA of Malus domestica (apple), 1215 nucleotides long. RefSeq lists its product as uncharacterized. NCBI's taxonomy places the organism in Eukaryota, Viridiplantae, Streptophyta, Magnoliopsida, Rosales, Rosaceae. Gene Ontology annotation, molecular function: DNA-3-methyladenine glycosylase activity. Gene Ontology annotation, biological process: base-excision repair. The record is from RefSeq and is a predicted model, not a curated record.